CUGGUGCUGACUCUCGGCCAGAAGAGGAAAGGCUGUCUCCACCCACCUCUCUCGCGCGCACUCUCCCUUCUCAUCUCAUCUAUAAAGGCCGAACAGCUGAAAGGGUAGGGACUUCUCCAGACGCCGUGCCUUCCUGAGCGCUCGAACCCCGCUGUCUCCGUGAGGGCUCUCCUCCGGCCGCCAGCGCCCAUCUUUCAUUCCCGAGACAGAGAUAUUUUGCACACACGCACACAUACACACACGCGUAAAAAGAAAAAAAAAGCCCACCCCCCCGCCUCGUUGCAAAGAGAAAGCCGGAGCAGCCGCAGCUCGAAGCCCGCAGAGGACGCCCUGAGUAGCGAGCCGAGGGCAGAAGGAUCUACGGACUCGCGCCGCAUCCACCUGUCUGCCGUGCCGGGCCCAGCGCGCAGCGGGCACGCCGCGCGCGCGGAGCAGCCGUGCCCGCCGCCCGGGCCCCGCGCCAGGGCGCACACGCUCCGGCCCCCCCACCCGGCCCGGGCGGGAGUUUGCACCUCUCCCAGCCCGGGUACUCGGGCCGCCGCUGCAAAUCCAACUUUGGGAAAAGUUUUCGGGGGGAGACUUUGGCUUUGAGGUGCCCACCUCUGCGCUUUCCGACUUCGGGGGCCUUUCCAGAAAAUGUUGCAAAAAAGCUAAGCCGGCGGGCAGAGGAGAGCGCUUUUAGCCGGCGAGUGAAGACCAACGAUCGACUGCCGUGUUCUUUUUCCUCUUGGAGGUUGGAGUCCCCUGGGCGCCCCCACACGGCUAGACGCCUCGGCGGGUUCGCGACGCAGCCCCCCGGCAGUGGAUGCUCGCUCCGGCUCGGGAUCCGCCCAGGUAGCGGCCUCGGACCCUGGUCCCGUACCCAGGCCCUUCCUAGUCCCCCAACGACGGAGCCGGGGCCGGGGGCGGCGGCGCCCAGGGGCCAUGCGGGUGAGCCGCGGCGGCGGCUGCAGCGGCCUGAGUGCCUGAUCGCCGCAGACCCCAGCCGAGCCCACCUCCCUCCCCAGCCCCCGCCCUCCACCCUGGCCGCGGGGGCGGCGCGCACCGUCCACGCGUCCGGGGCCCAGCGGGGCCGGGCCCGGAGUCGGCAUGAAUCGCUGCUGGGCGCUCUUCCUGUCUCUCUGCUGCUACCUGCGUCUGGUCAGCGCCGAGGGGGACCCCAUUCCUGAGGAACUCUAUGAGAUGCUGAGUGACCACUCGAUCCGCUCCUUCGAUGACCUCCAGCGCCUGCUGCACGGAGACUCCGUAGAUGAAGACGGGGCUGAGUUGGACCUGAAUUUGACUCAGUCCCAUUCUGGAGGCAAGCUGGAGAGCUUAUCCCGAGGGAGAAGGAGCCUAGAUUCCCAGCCGGUCGCCGAGCCAGCCAUGAUCGCGGAGUGUAAAACGCGCACUGAGGUGUUUGAGAUCUCCCGGCGCCUGGUUGACCGCACCAACGCCAACUUCCUGGUGUGGCCGCCCUGCGUGGAGGUGCAGCGCUGCUCCGGCUGCUGCAACAAUCGCAACGUGCAGUGCCGCCCCACCCAGGUGCAGCUGCGACAUGUCCAGGUGAGGAAGAUCGAGAUUGUACGGAAGAAGCCAAGCUUUAAGAAGGCCACAGUGACCCUGGAGGACCACCUGGCGUGCAAGUGUGAGACGGUAGUGGCUGCACGACCUGUGACCCGAAGCCCAGGGAGUUCCCAGGAGCAGCGAGCUAAGACACCCCAAACUCGAGUGACCAUUCGGACUGUGCGAGUCCGCCGGCCCCCCAAGGGGAAGCACAGGAAGUUCAAGCACACACAUGACAAGAUGGCACUGAAGGAGACCCUUGGAGCCUAGGGGCAUCUGCAAGAGAGUGCGGGCAGGGUUAUUUAAUAUGGUAUUUGCUGUAUUGCCCCCAUGGGGUCCUUGGAGUGAUAAUAUUGUUCCCCUCGUCCGUCUGUCUCGAUGCCUGAUUCGGACGGCCAAUGGUGCUUCCCCGCCCCUCCACGCGUCCGUCCACCCCUCUGCCAGUGGGUCUCCCCUCAGUGGCCUCCAGCAUCUUGCCCGGAAACU
This is a messenger RNA of Rhinolophus ferrumequinum (greater horseshoe bat), 2031 nucleotides long. RefSeq names its product platelet derived growth factor subunit B (gene PDGFB). The record is from RefSeq and is a predicted model, not a curated record. Gene Ontology annotation, biological process: platelet-derived growth factor receptor signaling pathway; positive regulation of MAP kinase activity; positive regulation of ERK1 and ERK2 cascade. The transcript is spliced from 7 exons. NCBI's taxonomy places the organism in Eukaryota, Metazoa, Chordata, Mammalia, Chiroptera, Rhinolophidae. Bases 1090 to 1815 code for a protein of 241 amino acids. Gene Ontology annotation, cellular component: membrane. Gene Ontology annotation, molecular function: growth factor activity; platelet-derived growth factor receptor binding.